Clarias gariepinus (North African catfish) is the source of this 2706-nucleotide messenger RNA. RefSeq names its product integrator complex subunit 9 (gene ints9). The transcript has 17 exons. Gene Ontology annotation, cellular component: integrator complex. The record is from RefSeq and is a predicted model, not a curated record. Bases 132 to 2108 code for a protein of 658 amino acids. Gene Ontology annotation, biological process: snRNA processing. NCBI's taxonomy places the organism in Eukaryota, Metazoa, Chordata, Actinopteri, Siluriformes, Clariidae.
AAAAAAUCGGAGCUAAUACAAACCUGAGAAGAAGAAGUCACCCUGGCUACAGCAUUAGCAGUUUCGGUUCAAUUUUGUUACAGUAAAUAGAAAUUUAUUCACGAUUAAAUUUCCACGACACAGUGUCAGAUAUGAAAUUGUAUUGUUUGUCUGGUCACCCGACAUUGCCUUGCAAUGUUCUCAAGUUUAAAUGCACCACCAUCAUGCUGGACUGCGGGCUGGACACCACGUCAGCUCUGUAUUUCCUUCCACUGCCUCUGGUGCACAGUCCAAGACUGUCCAAACUCCCAGGAUGGGUCUCCAAUGAUGGAACAGUGAACCUUGAGAAAGAGCUGAAAGAGUGCGCCGGUCGUGUAUUCGUGGACUCGGAGCCAGAGUUUUGUCUUCCUGAGCGAGAUCUGCUAGACCUGUCGACUAUUGACGUCAUCCUGAUCUCUAACUACCACUGCAUGAUGGCUUUGCCUUACAUCACCGAGCACACUGGCUUCUCAGGCACCGUCUACGCCACUGAGCCCACUUUCCAGAUCGGCAGACUGCUGAUGGAGGAGCUGGUUAAUUUCAUGGAAAGGGUUCCAAAGGCUCAGACUGCCACCUGCUGGAAGAACAAGGAAAUACAAAGGUUGCUGCCUGGGCCUUUGAAAGAUGCAGUGGAAGUGUGGUCAUGGAAGAAGUGUUACAGCAUGCAGGAAGUAAACUCUGCUCUCAGUAAAGUGCAGCUUGUGGGCUACUCGCAGAAAGUGGAGUUGUUCGGUGCAGUCCAGGUCACCCCGCUGAGCUCAGGCUAUUCCCUGGGCAGCUCGAACUGGAUCAUCCAGUCUCACUACGAGAAAGUGUCCUAUGUCUCCGGCUCGUCCUUGCUCACCACACACCCCCAGCCGAUGGACCAGAGCUCUCUAAAGAACAGUGACGUUUUGAUCUUAACCGGCCUGACCCAGAUCCCAACGGCCAACCCUGACGGCAUGCUGGGAGAAUUCUGCAGCAACCUCGCCAUGACAAUCCGAGCUGGAGGGAACGUUUUGGUGCCGUGUUACUCCUCUGGUGUGAUUUACGACCUGCUGGAGUGCCUCUACCAGUUCAUGGAUUCUGCUAAUCUAGGAAGCACACCCUUUUAUUUUAUCUCACCUGUGGCCAACAGCUCACUGGAGUUCUCCCAGAUAUUUUCAGAGUGGCUGUGUCAAACUAAGCAGUCCAAGGCUUACCUUCCUGAACCUCCUUUCCCACAUGCUGAGCUGAUUCAGACCAACAAGCUGAAGCAUUACCCGAGCAUCCACGGCGAGUUCAGCAGCGACUUCAAACAGCCAUGUGUGGUGUUCACGGGACAUCCAUCACUGCGGUUCGGGGAUGUAGUGCACUUUAUGGAGCUGUGGGGCAAAUCCAGUCUCAACACCAUUAUCUUCACAGAGCCUGAUUUCUCCUACCUGGACGCUUUGGCUCCAUACCAGCCCCUGGCCAUGAAGUGUGUGUACUGCCCCAUCGACACACGCCUCAACUUCCACCAAGUUUCCAAACUUCUGAAGGAGGUUCAGCCACUUCACGUGGUGUGUCCAGAGCAGUACACUCAGCCUCCUGCGUCUCAGUCUCACCGGUCUGAUCUGAUGUUGGAGUUGCAGCCUCCUCCUCUGCCCUACAGCCGGUGCUCCGUUCUCAACCUGCCCUUCCACCGCACAUACGAACGUGUCCACCUUAUGCCCGAGCUUGCCAAAAGUCUCAUACCCUCCGAGAUUAAACCUGGCAUCUCUGUGGCAAACGUGUCAGCAGUUCUGCAAUCCAAGGACAACAAGCAUCUCCUCCAGCUAGUGCCCAAGCCUGUUCCUGUGGCUCCCACUAAGAAGAGAAAGAGGCUGAUGGAGGAGGUUCCUGAGCUGUCAUGCCCGAAGCCUUUGCUGAGCGGAGCUGUGCCCCUGGAGACUUUCCUCGCCUCACUACACAAGAGCGGAAUCACAGAGGUGAAAGUGGAGGAGACGCCAGACGGUCACAUCUUGCACCUGCAGGCCGAGGACGCUCUCAUCCAGCUGGAGGACGACGCAACCCACAUCGUGUGUGACAACAACGAGCCACUGCGCACUGCACUCAGGGACCUUGUGCUCCGCUUCCUCCAGAAGCUCUGACCUCUGACCUGUAAAGUCUGGACUGUUGACCACAAUGUGGCCGCACACAGCGUGGUGAUGAUCCAGUGGAUCAGUAGCGUUAGGCAGCAAGGCCACUGAGGUUAUUCGUGGUUUAGGUAUUAACAGAAUCUUAUUGUAAAGAUGAGAUGGCUGUAUCUCAGGGGAGGAAAUUCUUACUGGUGAACGCGGUUUUUCGCUGGUUUAAGAUGUUCCUGGGCCAGCACUAAUGACAUCCGCUUGUCUCUUAACCCUCCUACUCAUGGGCCACGUACUUCAUCGUGUCCUAAGAACAAUAUUGUGUAGCUCUGUGUCAGAUGGCUAUAAAACAAACUAGUAAGAGUUUUAUUUUUUUUUAAAGAAAACAAUAUACAAAUAAGGUGCAUCUUGAGUGAUAUUGAAUAAAUCAAGAAUUUUGUUAUUAACUGUAAUGCAGAGCUACACAGUAGUUUAUGUAUAGAAAAUGGCACAUUUUGGUGUCUGUUCAUUUUAUAUAACCAUGAUAGACUUAAAAUGGAGGACCAAAAGCAUUCAGUACACCUUUAUGCACAACACAUUUACAUCCUCUGUAAAUAAAGUUAUGCAUAUGUUGAGCUCUAAA